Messenger RNA from Plenodomus lingam JN3, 1578 nucleotides. Lineage: Eukaryota; Fungi; Ascomycota; Dothideomycetes; Pleosporales; Leptosphaeriaceae. The record is from RefSeq and is a predicted model, not a curated record.
AUGGCUAGCGCAUGCGGGCUUGCUGCAGCAGCUUGUCAGGCCAGACUCGAAUGGCAAUGGGUUGAGUUGUAUGAGUCUUCAACGGUGGCCCUUUUGCGCAAACAGUCCAGCGAUCUGUGUCGCCCUCUGGGAGAAGGGCGCAGCUGUUGCUCUGGAGGCAGCAGCGACGCCAUCCUCACUCCAACACCUGCGAACUCGACUGCACGCCAGAAAACGGGCCAAAUGGUCGAAUCACGCGCACCACCCUUUGCCCAGUCACUCCAAGCACUAUCCCAAUGUGGUGACACGGUCGUCUCUCUCUCUCUCUCUCUCUACUGCCCAUGGCCGGACCUUCUCACGUCUCGCGGCUCAGGAGAGACUUGGAGAGAGCUGCUGGCGGCUGCUGGCACACUCCCCAGACGACUCGACACACGCACACCAACACCAUCCGCGCAGAGGCUGCCGACACCAAUGAAAGCUGCCUUUGGAGACGAUGGUGUUGACGGUCCUCUGACUUUCCUGCCUGCGGGCAUGCCAAACAUGUUUCUAGCGCGCCCAUCGCCCCAGCUGGUCAGCCUGGUCGUGAUGCUGGGGUGGGGUCUGACCGCCCGCACUCGCCAUCACCCUGGACAACGCACUAGACAGGCUCCUAUCCUACACCGUAUCAUCGACACAUCGCCCCUGUCCAUUCCGUUCAACUCAAGUUACGCCAACUGCCCUGACUGGAAUCAACAAGACUCAACACAACCAUCACAGUCACGCUUGCCCGGGAUUCACUUGCUUGCUGCCAUUCCAUAUAUACUUGGCCAUCACGUCACAACCGCUUCCCCAGUCCGCUCUAUCCUGAAGACCCGAAUAGCAUCACCGACCAUGCCCGCUCUCUGCACCAACAUGCCCACUGUCAUACAACCCAAGCCCGCCGCUCCGGCCAAGAAGGAGCGUGUGGUUGGCUUCCACCGAGAUCCCGUGGCCUCCAUCUCGCGGCCCGUCAACACCGACGAGAGCUGGCCUGCCUAUCACUUUGAGAUGCACGCCCGCAAGUGUGCCUACUGCCACAGCCCCUAUGAAGUCUUCCGCAACCACGACCAACUCUGUGAUGUCGGCCACCGUCUAGCUCAAGAAGUGGCCCGCUUCAUCUACAACCGUGACGGAGCCACGUACUCGACUGUUGAGGAAGACAACAAAAUCGUUCGUGUCGAGCUCCCAGCCGGCUACAUCGAGGUCGCUGGUCUUCUCAAGGCCAUCGAGCGUAGCCUCCGCUCCCGGUCACGCAGAUCAUUCGUCUCCAUGGACCGCAGCUACUACAUCGCUCCCCGCUCCCCUCCCACCAUCCCGCAACGAAGUCGGUCGGUCAAGGUCGAGCAGGAGCCCAAGAUCAGAUCCAAGGCAUCACGGCCACGAUCUGGCGAAAUCGUCGACUGGCCAGAGUCCCAACCCAAGCCAAAGCGAGCCCUUACCGAGAUCAGCAACACGGCCGGCUCCAAGCGUGGCUCUCUAUACGAGGAGGACCUUGCCAAGCAGCGACGCAACGCAAAGCACUACUCCGUCGAGGUCCGCGAGCCCACCCGCGACUACCGCGUAUCCGACUACUACCGAUGA